AUGCUGUCGACGCUGCAGGUCGCGCGCGGCUUCAUGGCGCGCGGCAACCCAGAGGGCGCCUUCAAGGCCGCCGCGCAGGCCGGCGACCCCGCCGCCGCCGCGAUGCUGCUCGAGGCGCUGCAGGGCCGGAAGGACUGCUUCGAGCUCGCGGCGGCCGAGGCGCUCGCGCGGGCGCUGGAGGUCUGCCUGUCCGGCGGCCCCGACCACGAGCACGCCGCCAGCGUCGCGCUCGGCGCGCUGAGCCUCGCGCUGCGCGGUCCCGGGCAGGUGAUCCGCGAGACGCUCGCGGCCAGCACGGUCGGGGUGGACCUCAGCUUCGAGGCGCGGCGCGACAAGUGCCUGCUGGCGAAGCUCGCGCUGCAGGGGUUGGGGUUGAAGCUCGGGGUGCUGGCGCGCGGCGCGGGGCCGCUGGCGGCGCGUGCGCAGCAGGUCGCGGCGGAGCUGCGGGCGCUGGACUGA
Monoraphidium neglectum is the source of this 459-nucleotide messenger RNA. RefSeq lists its product as hypothetical. Gene Ontology annotation, molecular function: microtubule binding. The transcript has a single exon. The record is from RefSeq and is a predicted model, not a curated record. Lineage: Eukaryota; Viridiplantae; Chlorophyta; Chlorophyceae; Sphaeropleales; Selenastraceae. Bases 1 to 459 code for a protein of 152 amino acids.